AUGGGCAAGAUCUUCGGAUCAAAGGAGAUGCGCCUGCUCAUGCUAGGUCUUGAUGCCGCCGGAAAGACCACCAUCCUCUACAAGCUCAAGCUGGGCCAGGACGUCACUACUAUCCCCACCGUCGGCUUCAACGUCGAGACUGUCACGUACAAGAAUGUCAAAUUCAACGUCUGGGAUGUUGGUGGUCAAGAUAAGAUCCGUCCCUUGUGGAGGCACUAUUUCAGCGGCACCCAAGGUCUAAUCUUCGUAAUCGAUUCCUCUGACCGGGCAAGAAUGGAAGAAGCUCGACAAGAGCUCCAUCGCAUCAUAAACGACCGGGAGAUGAAGGACAGCCUGCUGCUCGUCUUCGCCAACAAACAAGAUCUGGACAAUGCCAUGAAACCCCAGGAGGUCACCGAAGCCCUCCAGCUCUCCAAACUCAAGGACAAAAUCUGGAUAGACAUUGUAAUUGAUAUGGGCCGGUUCUAUUCUCUUCAAUUCGACGUAGUAAUUAUCCGCAAGCUUCGCGACAAGUGA
Phaeoacremonium minimum UCRPA7 is the source of this 516-nucleotide messenger RNA. RefSeq names its product putative adp-ribosylation factor 6 protein. Gene Ontology annotation, molecular function: GTPase activity; GTP binding. Bases 1 to 516 code for a protein of 171 amino acids. The record is from RefSeq and is a predicted model, not a curated record. Gene Ontology annotation, cellular component: cytoplasm. Gene Ontology annotation, biological process: intracellular protein transport; vesicle-mediated transport. NCBI's taxonomy places the organism in Eukaryota, Fungi, Ascomycota, Sordariomycetes, Togniniales, Togniniaceae. The transcript has 4 exons.